This is a messenger RNA of Centruroides sculpturatus (bark scorpion), 314 nucleotides long. RefSeq names its product cystic fibrosis transmembrane conductance regulator-like. Gene Ontology annotation, biological process: transmembrane transport. The transcript has 3 exons. Gene Ontology annotation, cellular component: membrane. NCBI's taxonomy places the organism in Eukaryota, Metazoa, Arthropoda, Arachnida, Scorpiones, Buthidae. Bases 24 to 314 code for a protein of 96 amino acids. The record is from RefSeq and is a predicted model, not a curated record. Gene Ontology annotation, molecular function: ATPase-coupled transmembrane transporter activity.
GCAAAGCUACAUGUUAAUAUAGAAUGAAUGAGAAAGAGAAAAAUAAUCCAUUUGACUCAGCUGGUGUUUUCUCUCGUGCAUUUUUCUGUUGGCUUAUUCCUUUACUAAUCAAAGGAAGAAAACACCAUUUACAACAGGAAGAUUUAUAUGAAACUUCGAAAUAUCAUUCUUCUGAGUAUCUUGGAAACCUUCUGCAGAAAGAAUGGAAUAAAGAACUGAAAGAUAGAAAUCCAAGCAUGUUGAAAGCUAUAUUGCGAUUCCUUGGAUGGCAAUUUUUUACUGCAAUUAUACUUGCAGUUAUUCAGGUAUCAUAA